Molecule: messenger RNA, 204 nt
Organism: Penicillium angulare
Lineage: Eukaryota; Fungi; Ascomycota; Eurotiomycetes; Eurotiales; Aspergillaceae
Exons: 2
Coding region: 1-204 (67 amino acids)
Source: RefSeq, a predicted model, not a curated record
AUGUACUCGUGCGCAAACUACCCCCGCGGAUGCCGUGGGCGCGUCAAUAAGGAAGGCACCAAAUGUUCGGACUGCAGACAACUGAACCUGCGACGACCUGCCUCUGCCUCUGCCUCCCCAUUCGCGCAACCACGCAAUUUUAAGCGCCAGCUUCCCUCAGAGAUGUUCGACUCGACAAUCAACCUGUCCGAACUGAACAUCUAA